UCAUAGAACAAACAAGGAAGUUGAGUACCGCGAAAUGUGCGAAUAUAAAGGCACACUAACAUGGCGGGCAAUCUCUCAAUUAAAAGCAUAAAUAAUCGCAAGUAUUCCUCCGAGGAUACUGUGGAAGUAACUUCUGGUGGCUCUCUGGACACGAUACAUACAGCUGCGAAGAAGACUAAUGUGACCAGGUCUACAGAUUCUGGCUCACCAUGGUGGACCAAGGAGCAUCUCCCUGCUGUGGAAAACCUGUGGGCCUUGACCCUCCAGUCCGCUCUGCCGUACCUGAAAGAGAAGCAAUGGGAAGUUCCUGAUUUUCCUCAUCCAUCUAGUACGGAAGACACGUCGCAUGUGCUGGACGAAGUUCUUCCCUUCCCUGAACCACCUCCAGCAUCUCAACAGUGUCCAGACCUCCCGGCCAGCUCUUCCCAGCAGAGCAAAGCUGGACUGGACAUUGCUGACAGGUCGCUCUCCUCUCUCAUUCAUCACGAGCACAAGGGCAACUUUGUGACUGUACGAGGUCGCGCCGAAGAAGAUCAUACAUCUCUCAAUGCCAUCGCCGGGCCCUCACGUGUCAAAAGGGGAGGCAAAAAGCAAGAUAGAAAAGCGGAAGUGGAAAAGAGGCUCAUGGUACAAGCUCAUGCUUUGGACAGUCAACCUCUGGGCGAGGAAGAAAAUAUCUUUGAGGAGAGAAUGGAGACUGAAGAGGGUGAGGGAAAGAAAAGCAGUGGCACAAAAAGUAGAGAGCAAGCUCUCCAUAAGUUGGAUAAGUGUCCGAUGUGCUUGCUGGUCUUCCCUGUUGGGGCCUCUCAGAUGGACCGUGAUGGCCACCUGGCUCAGUGUCUGUCAGAGAUGAACGUGGACAUGAGCUGGUGAGCUCCAGGCAGUCCAGAUGUGCCACCUGCUUUCGUUUUAAAGUGAGGCCUUUUUUA
Messenger RNA from Hippocampus comes (tiger tail seahorse), 929 nucleotides. RefSeq lists its product as uncharacterized. The record is from RefSeq and is a predicted model, not a curated record. Gene Ontology annotation, cellular component: Fanconi anaemia nuclear complex. Lineage: Eukaryota; Metazoa; Chordata; Actinopteri; Syngnathiformes; Syngnathidae. Gene Ontology annotation, molecular function: ubiquitin binding. The coding region runs from base 61 to 873 and encodes 270 amino acids. The transcript has 5 exons.